UCGAAAUGGCGGAUCGAGACUUCGUAGAAGUAACUGAUAAUGGGGAGUCCCUCUCAGGUGCAUCGCUGCUAGCGUCUGCCCUGAAGAUUCAAGGUGUGGAAUACAUGUUUGGAGUUGUAGGAAUACCAGUCAUAGAGAUAGCAGGGGCAGCGCAAGCAGAGGGAAUCAAAUACAUUGGUAUGAGAAACGAACAAGCGGCGUGUUAUGCGGCAUCAGCGGUUGGAUAUUUGACUGGACGACCUGGUGUUUGUCUUGUAGUUUCUGGUCCAGGAUUAUUGCAUGCUCUUGGAGGAAUGGCAAAUGCAAUGAGUAACUGCUGGCCUGUGUUAGUGAUCGGUGGGUCAAGUGAUGUUGAUCAAGAAAGCAUGGGUGCUUUUCAAGAAUUUCCACAGGUUGAAGCAGCAAGACCUUACAGCAAGUAUUCAGCAAGACCAAGCAGUGUAGGAGUGAUACCAUUCUUUGUUGAAAAGGCAGUGCGGACAAGUAUGUAUGGAAGACCUGGUGCAUGUUAUCUGGACUUACCAGGGAAUAUGAUUACAGAGAAGGUUGCAGCCUGCAAGGCAAGGAAAAUUUGCUGUUCACCUCCUCCACCCAAGUGUCUAGCUGAUCCAUUUGCUGUUGACAAAGCUGUCCAGGUUCUCAGUGAAGCAAGAAAACCUCUAGUUAUAAUUGGAAAAGGUGCUGCAUACGCAUGUGCUGAGAAACCUCUCCAGGAAUUUGUAGAGAGAUGCAAGUUGCCAUUUCUCCCCACCCCCAUGGGGAAGGGAGUGAUUUCUGAUGAACAUCCCCUCUGUGUAGCUGCAGCCAGAUCAAGAGCCUUAUCUCAAGCUGAUGUGAUCUUUCUGUUUGGUGCAAGAUUGAACUGGAUUCUUCAUUUUGGGAAACCACCAAGAUUUAGGCCUGAUGUUAAAAUAAUACAGAUUGAUCUCCAUGCAGAGGAAAUGAAUAACAAUGUACGUGCAGAGGUUGUGCUUUUGGGAGAUUUAAAUAGAGUAGCAGAACAGCUGGGAGAAGCAGUAAAGAGGAAAUUUGGAGAAGAUCUAGCAAAUCCAUGUGGUUCCCCCAGCUGGAGAAAAGAACUCAAGGAAAAGUCAGAAACUAACAAACAAGUCAAUGAGGAACUUGCCAACGAGACUUCUGUUCCAAUGAAUUACUACCAAGUUUAUGGUCAGCUCACAAGGCGUUUACCGCGUGACUGUGUUGUAGUUAAUGAAGGAGCAAACACAAUGGACAUUGGACGAACCAUGAUACCCAAUCACCUCCCUCGAAACAGGCUAGAUGCGGGCACGUUUGGUACAAUGGGAGUGGGAACUGGUUUUGCCAUCGCUGCUGCUCUGUUAGCUGAGUCCGAAGCUGAUGACAAAAAUCCCCCCAGGAGGGUGGUGUGCGUCCAAGGCGACAGUGCUUUUGGUUUCUCAGGAAUGGAGCUUGAAACUGCAUGCAGAUACAAUCUGCCAAUCGUCUUCAUCAUAGUAAACAACAAUGGUAUCUACAACGGAGUGGACGAGGAGAGCUGGGACGAGUUGGGAGUCAAUCCUGCAAAAAGUGCGCCUCCAACAGCUCUUUUACCCAAGGCACGGUAUGAGAGAAUUAUCGAAGCAUUUGGAGGAAAAGGUUUCUUCGCAGAGACUCCGGAUGAACUGAAGAAAGCGUUGGAAAGCGCUUUCGUCGAGACGGGAAAGAAUAAGAAACCAGUGUUGAUCAACGUCAUGAUAAGCCCCUAUGCCGACCGCAAACCGCAGCGCCAAAUCAAUUUGGCUGGGGAACGGAGGGACAGUGGGUCGUGGUUACAAAAUCUAACUAUAUUUGUUUACUUUAUUCUCGAUACUGAAGUGGACAUAUUUGGCGAGAGCAAGGAGGAGAGAUUUCUAAAACCCUUAGCGUCUAGGAGGCUAACUAAUGUUAUGUUCUGCAUUUGCUUUACAGGAGUUUUUCUGGCUCACUCGUUCAAAGAUGUGAAUUUUAUUGCCAUGGGAAUCACCGCCAGAUGA
Messenger RNA from Pocillopora verrucosa, 1991 nucleotides. The record is from RefSeq and is a predicted model, not a curated record. NCBI's taxonomy places the organism in Eukaryota, Metazoa, Cnidaria, Anthozoa, Scleractinia, Pocilloporidae.